Molecule: messenger RNA, 3843 nt
Organism: Arthroderma uncinatum
Lineage: Eukaryota; Fungi; Ascomycota; Eurotiomycetes; Onygenales; Arthrodermataceae
Product: U4/U6 snRNA-associated-splicing factor PRP24
Exons: 4
Coding region: 1-3843 (1280 amino acids)
Biological process (GO): RNA processing
Molecular function (GO): protein binding; RNA binding
Source: RefSeq, a predicted model, not a curated record
AUGGAUAUCAGAGACUUGAUCACGCCCAACUCCUCCAGGCAGGAGAAAGCUACUGCGGCGCCGUCGCCCAUUCAUGUCCCAACGCCUCGCCCACACAAGUCGAAAACACCACAGCCCACGACGACGACAACAGCAACGAUAACGGCAGCAGCAGCGGUGGUUAGGGCCAACAGUGUAGGGCACCAUGGCAACGGUACCUCUGCAAGGCUGACUCCCGGUGGUGGAACUGGACCUCAGACUCCGUCUACUCCCGGCAUGGACGCUCUCGUGGAAGCCGCACACAUGAAGAGAACAGACCCCUACGAGGCCAAGCCUUCGCCGUCACCCUUUCCCAUUGUUCCUCCCGCGGCGCAUAGCACGCCAACGCCACGGCCUUCAGGCUACGACGGUGCAGACGGGAGUACAGAUGCGCCCAGGCGUGACUUCACCAGUGCCUGUCUUAGCCCGGAGGCCCAGCAGGCAGCCUCGCAGCUGUACAGGAACAUCCAAAAAAACCACUAUGCCUACGAAGACCGCGUAAACUUCAUUCGGCUCCUCCAUCAAGGCUUUGUAGACCACAUCUACCCUCCAUCGUCGCCCGACUCCCACGGCGAUCCCCACCGGUUUGACGUGCUCAAGGACCUGAAAGCUGCUCGAGAGGAAUUGGACAGCCUGUUCGCCAUCGGAGAAGACCUCUGGGCUGAAUGGAUCCAGGAUGAAAGCCUGCUCGCACGCACAGUCAACGAGCGCAUUGCCGUCAUGGACCUCUGUCGCCGGUCCGUCGAGGAAGAGUACGGAAGCACGAAGCUUUGGGUCAUCUAUGGCGAGUGGAUGCUGUACCUGUACAAGGCAUCUUCCGGCGACAGAGAAGGCUCGGGACGUGGCCACUGGUCGGACGAGGACAGGGUAAUCGGCCGUGAAGUCUUUACGUGGACGUCCGUAGUUGAGGUAUGGAAGGCUGGCGCCGACGCUACCAAAUGGCGCAUAAACGACAGCCAUCUGGUCUGGAACCGCUAUCUGGAGCUCCUCAUGCAGGAUGUCGACUCCUCGCCGUCGCCCGACCGAAUCGCGCAGCUCCGCGCACUCUUCGAGAGCAGACUCCAAACUCCCCAGGCUGGGUGGGACGAAACAUCCCAACUCUUCUCCAACUUUGUCUCAAAGUACUACAAUGCUAACUACGAAAAUCUAAUGGUCGACGCCAGGAGUAAAGCCGCCGAAGCCAAAGCCAUGUAUUCCGCGCGCGAGACCCGAGAGGCUGCCCUGCAGCGAGCGUUCGAGCUCAAAGAUACGGCCGUCGAAUGGUCGACCUUCCAGGAAUACAUCGAGUGGGAGACUUCUAAUCCGCUACGAGAACAGCAACAGCUGCAACCGCUCCGUCUCGAACUAAUCACCUCGCUCUACCAGCGCGUCGUCCUUCGUUUCCCCACCGAUGCCACCCUCUGGGAAGACUACGUGAUGUUCCUGAUCGACGAGUCCAUGGACGGUCCCAUGGGCACUUCCCCCAUCCCAGCCAUCGAACGCGCGACUCGCCACUGCCCCUGGUCCGGUGCACUCUGGUCACAACUCUUCGUCAGCGCUGAACGGGCCGGUCUCUCCUUUGCCGAGAUCCUCGAACUCAAACACAAGGCCACUCGCUCGGGUCUCAUCGACGCCGCUGGCAUCAACGAAGUUCUGAAGGUUCACACAACAUGGUGUAGCUACCUUCGCCGCUGGGCCCUUCAGCCAGACUCAACGGACGAGGACCUCGACGUUGCCGAAGUCGGUAUCCGCUCUGCCAUUGAAUCCGUCCAGGAGCUAGGCGACAAGAACAACAAGGCCGCCCCCAAUGAUCCGCUCUUCCAUCUUGAACGCAUUUACAUUCGCUACCUCAGCGCACGCGGAAGUUGGGACAGCGCACGCGAGGAAUUUAAGAAUCUCAUCCCCCGACAUGGACAUAGCUUUGAAUUCUGGCUCGCAUAUUACACCUGGGAGCUCCUAUCGUGGAGCAAAUUCAUGCCUUGCGACUCCUCGGCGAGCGCAUCCAGACGAAUGCCUAAUCCGAGCUAUGCCACCGCAGUGUUGAAACAGGCCUUGCAACGGACAGACCUAGACUGGCCGGAGAAGAUUAUGGAUGCAUAUAUUUCACACUGCGAACAUUACGAGGACGCUGAUGAGUCGCAGAUCGCUAUGAUUGAUGUUCGCAAGGCUAUGAAGGCGUUGACUAAACGCAGACAGAGGGAGGCCAUGCAACAACAAUACCAGCAGCAGCCUGCGAGCCAGCAUCUCCAAUCCCAUCACGCAGCAGCCUUCCCAGCUUCUACAGAACAACAUGGCCAUGGCGAUGAGCCCCAAUCAGCUGGCAAAAGAAAGCGCGAAAGCGAACCAGAGUUGAAUGGCUCAGCUUCCAAAAAGGCAAAAGCAGAUGCCAUUCCAUCGGUAGAGGCACCGACUCGUGAUCGUGAACAUGCGAGUGUUCUCGUGAAGAAUCUACCGAAGGAUAUCGCGCAGAUGAAGAUUCGACAGUUUUUCCGAGACUGCGGAAAACUCAAUUCUCUACAGAUGCUCCCGGGCAACUGCCGUUCUGCGUUACUUGAAUUCGAUACAUAUGAAGAUGCCCUCGCCGCUGGCACAAAGAACCAAAAAGUCCUAGAAGGGAAUGAGGUAACUGUUGAGCCGGUUACUGAUACAACGGUAUUUGUAACGAAUUUCCCGCCAACCGCGGAUGAGAAUUAUAUCCGUGAGCUCUUUCAUUCGUACGGCGAGAUUGCCGAGGUGCGAUUUCCAUCACUUAAAUACAAUACCCACCGCCGCUUCUGCUAUGUGCAGUUCACAUCCUCCUCGAGUGCCUACGCUGCCACCGAACUCAAUAAGAAAGAGAUGGGCGAUAGUUUGGAGUUAGUAGUAAAGAUUUCGGAUCCCACGCAACGACAAGCCAGGUCAGGCGCGUAUGAAGAAGGGAGGGAGAUUUAUGUUUGUAACAUACCUUACAAAACCACGGAAGGGGAUCUCGUCGAGCUGUUUACAGCAUAUGGAAACGUCGAGUCGGUGAGAAUACCCACCAAAGUGAACGGAGAGAUUAGAGGGUUUGCUUUUGUCACCUUCACCACAAAGGAUCAAGCAAAUUCUGCACUAGCCAUGAACGAGAAGGAGUAUAAGGGCCGAGAGCUAAGCGUCCGCUUAUCGACAAGCACUGGGGCUAAACGACUCCAAACGACAGUUGUCUCUCGGUCAGAAUCGCCCGCCACUAAAAUCGAGCGCAACGGCGCCGGAACACCACCGGGCUCCUUGACCGAUGGACAAGAACCAAAAAGCGACCGCCACCUACGCACUCUUGGCCUAAUGAAUAUUCCUGACACCGUGAACGACACCCGAAUCCGUGCUCUCGCUGAACAGCACGGUGCGUUGGUAAAGAUCGUCCUACGACCAGACCACCAGGGCGCGAUUGUUGAAUUCGUUGAUGCUCAAGGCGCAGGUAAAGCGUCGUUGGCACUCGAAGGAUACGAGAUUACACCAGGUCGAUUCAUUCACGUUGGCUCGGUGAAGGGUAUGCUGCAGCAGAAGGCAGAGCACAAAAUUGAUAGAAUACCCGUUGGCAAGGGAAAGGGGAAAGCCAGUGGUACUGCUACUACAGGUAGUGGUAUCAGUGGCAAAAUGAUGCAACAAGCCUCUGCGCCGAUAAGACGACCUAACCAGUCAUCCAGCGGACGUAGAGGCGGAUUAGGUGUGAAGCGUGGUGGCUCCGCCAUUCCUUCGAGAAAUAAACCCGCAUCCACAUCUAAUCAUCAUGAUGAUACCGACGGCCAGAACCAUAACCAGUCCGAACCCACGACGACAUGGAAUAAGACGAAUGACGACUUUCGAGCAAUGUUAUCACAGCCCAAGUAA